Molecule: messenger RNA, 2884 nt
Organism: Macrobrachium nipponense
Lineage: Eukaryota; Metazoa; Arthropoda; Malacostraca; Decapoda; Palaemonidae
Product: serine/threonine-protein phosphatase 4 regulatory subunit 2-like
Cellular component (GO): cytoplasm; nucleus; protein phosphatase 4 complex
Molecular function (GO): protein phosphatase regulator activity
Source: RefSeq, a predicted model, not a curated record
GUUGUUUGUUUUCAGUUGCACGAACGACAGUGCCAAGUGUUGAUGGACCCUUCUGCUGUGACCAUCUCAUCGCUGACACUUGAUUAUGGACAACCUUGAGACUCUUCUAGAGGAACUAGAGAGAUUUGAAAAGAAGGGUGGCAAUGGAACAUCGAAGAUAUUAGAAGAAUAUAUUCAGCAUGUGGCCAAAACUGGAGAUCCUUUGUUCCCCUGGCAUAGAAUCCGGUAUUUCAUGAGAUUUAUGUUAGCAACUGUUAUGAAUGACUUUUAUGAAAAUUGUGGGGGUGAAGAUGUUGGAGAAUGUGGAAAUGUACCAGCAUUUUCUUAUGUUCCUACGAGGGAGAAGAUCCUUCACCAUUUUGAUACUUUUUCAGGAGCUCCUUUUACCAUACAGAGACUAUGUGAAAUAAUGAUUGACCCUACCAGACACUACAAGAGGACAGACAAGUUUUUGCGGGGCUUAGAGAAAAAUGUCUUAGUUGUAUCAACCAUUGAACCUGGAAGGCAACGUCGCAGUGAAGAUCCACAACAGACUUUGGUCAAUGGCCUUCAGGAUGGUGGUUUACACUCUUCUCCAAUUUCGGGUUCAUCCAGGUUGUCUUCUCCCUCACAUCAAAGUAAAAGAAUAGCGUCGCCACAGCCCACAAAUUCAGUUAAUAAUGCCAAUGACUUCUACGAUGCUGAAUUGAAUGCCAGCGAUAGUCAUGUAAGUGGUUCUGAAGCGAACGGGCCCAAUGGAAUACCAUUAGAUGAGAGAAGCAUUGAAGCAAUGGCAGAGAUUGUUGAGCCCCUCAUGAAAAAGCGAAGGAUGAAGGUUAGCCCCUUGGAAAAGCUUUGGGGUCCUAUGGCUCACCUUGCCCACUUGCAAGACAAGGAUAGUACUUACAUGUCUAUAUCAGAAGCAGAGAGUCUUGAAGCAGAAGGAAGUGAUGAGGAGAGUAAUGCCAGUAGCAGCAGCAGUAGUAGUGCAAAGACGGAUGAGGAAGCAAUGGAAACGGGAGAGGCAGAAGCCACAACUUGUCACACUGAAAGUGAAGACACUAAAACCACAGAGGAAACGUUAUGUGGCCAUCAAGUAGGAACCAGUGAAAUGACAUUGCAGGAGGCAGAAAAUCCAGAUGAAGAUUCUAUAAGCAAAGAAUUAAAAGAUGAAAUGCCCGUACCAGCAGAGGCAUGCUCGUCGGAUGUCAUGAAUGCAACAGAGUCAGAAAAGUCAAAUGAUGAAAGCAAUUCUGUAAGUUUGUCAUCCGAUUCAUCAGGUUCUGGAACAAAUCAAGGAAGUCCAGAUUCUGUUGAGGAUAAUUCUGAGCAAGCACAGCCCCAUCCACAGAAAAAGGAAGGUUGCAAGGGUGAGAAAGCUGGAAGCUCAGAAGCAGCUGCAGCAGAUUUAGACACAGCUAAUGAGGCUGAUGAUGAUGUAUCUGAAGGAGCCUCAGCUCAAGAGGAACCAGGCAAAGACAGUCAUGAGGCAGACAGCACUUCACAAACCCAAAGUAAUAAUUUCAGUAGUCAGUCGUCUGCCUCGGGGGUUGGAUCUUCCACCUCCGUCACCUCUUGUUCUUCACCUUCAACGGCAUCGACCUCUGCAGCUUCUGUCACCUCUCCAGUGGCCUCUCCUCCCUCAGACUCGGGAGAUCCCACUACGUCACAGAUCUCGGCAUCUGCUUCGUCCCAGCUAACGGACACCACAUCCACGGAAACCAACGAAGAUUCUGCCGAACCUAACUCGGCACCUUCAGAGGAUGCGUCUACUACGUCUAGUUUACCAGAAUCAGAUUCUGCUGCCGGUGCGACAACAAAUAACGAUGCCACCGAAAGUACAGACAUGGAACUUGGCUGUUGGUGCGAUACCAAAUAGCAACACCUCAAAAAACACAGAGACACUAGUGUGGAAUGACUGAAAGCUUAACAUUUUGUCAGUUGCUCAAGUCCUUUGACAGGUCUAUAUGAUGUCUGAGAGGAGCCAAUGGAACAAGAGUGGAAAAGAAACUGGGUGAAUUUGUGAACAUAUUUUUAUAUGAUUUUAUUGACACAACAGUACCUGCCAUUUGGAAAUGGUUAUACAGCAAGAUACUUUUUUAAGUUUGAUGUGGGAGAGGGGUUGCUAAAUUUUUUUCUACUAGCCAUUUCCUGGCUUCCUCAGACUUCACUCUGGUUUUUUGAGAUGUCCAGCUGACACAAGUUCUAUUUAUCUGAAUGAUAAGCCAAGCUGUAUAAAUGUGAUAAAAAUAGAAAUUAUUUUCACAAAUAUGGAAUUGUAUGUAUGCUGUUUUGAGUUCUUUUCAUUUGACACCAGAUCUCCGUCAUAAUUUUUUAAAGUCAGUGAACAAAAUCAUAAUACAGUAUUGUAGUGAUAGGAAGGUGCUUUUACUGUUUAUUUCUAUUUUCUUUUGUGUAGUCUUCGCCUGAAGCUGCUGCCAUGAUCUAUGCAGUCUUAGGCCUAUACUGUGUUUCUUUGUCUGUGCAUAGGCAACUACUUCAAUCUCUGCAUAGGCUGUUGUACAGUUACUGUAUUUUGUUCCAUAAUUUUAUUUUUGUUUGUUUAUGCAGGAAUUUUCUAAUAUUUAAGAAGUCCCUUCCUAGUGUAGUUUUAUCUUGGUGUGCAGAGUAAUAUUAUUAUAUUUUUUUUCCCUUCAGGGUGGGAUAUAGUUUUUGUUUUUCAAAGAAAGUUGGUAUGUUAAUGAAACCAAAUUUGGUAGAUAGAUUUUUUAAAUAUUAUAUUACACCUUAUCCAAUGAAUUUUCUUUUAUUAAUUUUAUUUAGCAACCUCUUUUAAAUAUUUAUAGUAAAAAGACCUUAAAGAAUCAUUGUAAGAUAGUUGACCUAAUAGGUUAGCAUGGUUUUUGUUUUACCCUUGACAAUACAGUGAACAGCACAGAAUCCA